Molecule: messenger RNA, 2707 nt
Organism: Nothobranchius furzeri (turquoise killifish)
Lineage: Eukaryota; Metazoa; Chordata; Actinopteri; Cyprinodontiformes; Nothobranchiidae
Gene: ints13
Product: integrator complex subunit 13
Biological process (GO): regulation of mitotic cell cycle; centrosome localization
Cellular component (GO): integrator complex
Source: RefSeq, a predicted model, not a curated record
AAAGGACGACGGAACGUCACUGAAGACACUUCCGCUAAUAACAAAUCUGCUAGCCUCCGUAGACUUGAAUUGUUUUUGUUUGUUUCCAAGCUUUGCAUAUCUCCGUUGUUAAUAGGUUGUUUAAAGUCACGCUUUUAGUACUUCAUAGAUAUUAUAAUGGAUGUUUAUCUGCUUUGGUAAUCGUAAAAAUGUAAUAACCGAAGAAAAUGGCACCGUUUUUGCUAGAGAACGAGCUAACGCAGCGGUAGCAUGAACGAACAUGUCGAGACCGCCCAUAUUUCACAUGACUAUUUUUACAAUUAAACUCAUUUUUAAGAUUAAUCUCAGUUUUCAGUUCGACGAGGUUAAGCUCACACUGUAGAUUUGCAAAAUGAAGAUGUUCUCAGUGGCUCACAAGACCGUAUUUGUAGUGGAUCACUGUCCCUACAUGGCGGAGUCCAGUCGCCAGCAGGUGGAGUGUGACGUUUUGACAAAGAGCCGAGCUCAGGGGGUCAUUCCUUUGGCACCUGUGUCCAAAUCUCUUUGGACUUGUGCCGUAGAAUGCUCAAUGGAAUAUUGCCGGAUCCUCUAUGAUGUUUACCCAAAGGAUAAACUGAUUAAUUACAUUGUCAGUGAUUCAGAAUUCCACAUACUGAACAGCUGGAGGCGAGAAGAUCAGACCACCCAUGAGCUCAUGGCAACUUUAGCUGCUGUCGGGCCACCAAAUCCACGUGAAGAUCCAGAGUGUUGCAGUAUCCUGCAUGGGUUAGUUGCUGCAGUGGAGUCUUUAUGCAAAAUCACAGAGCUGCAGCGCGAGAAGCGCACUGCUUUAAUGGACACAGCAGAGAGAGUUGCCAAUAGAGGUCGAAUCAUCUGCUUGACCAAUGCAAAAAGUGACACACACGUGCGCAUGUUGGAGGACUGCAUCCAGGAAACUAUUUUAGAACAAAACAAGCUUGCGGCAGGUUCAGAUAGGCUGAUGGCUGUUCAGCAAUGUGAUCUAGUGUUAGUUCACAUCUACCCACAGGGUGAGGACACUCUGGUGUCUGAUCGGCCAAAGAAAGAGAUCUCUCCUCUGCUCACCAGUGAGGUUCACAGUGUGCGUGCUGGGAGGCACCUGGCGUCCAAACUCAACAUUUUGGUCCAGCAGCACUUUGACUUGGCCUCCACCACCAUAACAAACAUCCCCAUGAAGCCCACAUUAAAUGUUUGCGAACAGGAGGAGCAGCACGCCAACACGUCUGCUAACUACGACGUUGAGCUCCUUCAUCACAGAGACGCCCACCUGGAGUUCUUUAAAAGUGGGGACCUGCAUAUGGCAGGAACCAGCACUCGUGAAAAUGGACUUAAAGAGACCAUCACACUGAAGUGGUGCACCCCUCGAACCAACAGCAUAGAGUUGCAUUACUGCACAGGAGCUUAUCGCAUCUCCCCCACAGACGUAAACAGUCGUCCCUCAUCCUGUUUGACUAAUUUUCUCCUCAACGGUCGAUCAGUACUGCUGGAGCAGCCAAGAAAGUCUGGGUCAAAGGUCAUCAGCCACAUGCUGAGCAGCCACGGAGGAGAGAUCUUUCUGCAUGUGCUGAACAGUAACCGCUCCACCCUAGAGGACCCGCCCUCCAUCAGCGAGGGCUGUGGCGGCCGAGUGACGGACUACAGGAUCACCGAUUUUGGCGAAUUUAUGAGGGAGAACCGGCUGACUCCAGUUUCAGAGGCAUCCCAUAAUCCUUCUGGGAAGCUACAGAUUGAAAGGGCGAAAGCUCAGCUAGAACGUCACACCAGAUACUGGCCGAUGAUCAUCUCUCAGACCACCAUCUUCAACAUGCAGGCAGUGGUCCCUCUGGCUAACCUGAUAGUGAAAGAGACCCUCACCGAGGAGGACGUUCUAACCUGCCAGAAAACAAUCUACAACCUGGUCGACAUGGAGAGGAAGAACGACCCGCUGCCCAUUUCUACUGUGGGAUCCAGAGGCAAAGGCCCCAAGAGGGACGAACAGUAUCGCAUCAUGUGGAACGAGCUGGAAACGUUGGUGAAAACGCACGCUGCCGCCACCGACCGACACCAGCGAGUUCUGGACUGCAUCAUCGCCUGCCGCAGCAAACCCCCAGAGGAGGAGGAGAGGAAAAAGAGGGGAAGGAAGAGAGAGGACAGGGAGGACAGGAUGGAGAAAAAUGGCAGCAAAGAGACCGAAGACAAAAGCUGGCAGGAAUCCGAGAAGUCAGUCAGGCUCAAAGGUUUGUUGGAGAAGGACAAUCCAGAGACGGAGGUGAUCAAGGAUUCCCCGGACUCUCCUGAACCGCUCAACAAGAAGCCCCGCCUGAUUACAGAAGAGGCUCCGCCCCCAGAACGAGCAAAAGGUCCCGUCACGCUCCUCAGCAUGUGGACCAGUCGGAUCAUUGCCGCCAAUUCCAGGAAGCACCAGGAGUUUUUCGGCAGAGCGAGUUCUGUGAACAGCAAGUUCGAGUUGUACCAGCACCUCAAAGAUGAGAGCGGGAUGGACAUUCACGAAAAUGGGAAAACUUCCAGAUGAGGUUUCUACAGAAAUCCUCCUUUGCCGAUGAGAAUGAGGACCACAGUGUUUCCCAGACUCUUGAGUUACGCUUCUAUAACACAGACAUUGAUUAAAAAGACAUUGAUCUCUGGGAAUAAAAAUUUUUUGUACCCAUCAUUUUGUAGAUUUGAUCAUCACAUUUUGUUUUAAUUACAAAAUAAAAGCUGAUUGUAGAAA